GUCGGACGCUUAACCGACUGAGCCACCCAGGCGCCCCAACUCUGUUUUAGAUCCAGUCGCGAUCUACUCUGAUUUUUUUUUCCUCCUGAUAAUAGAAAGGUGUAAAGAGGGUACAGUGACCCUGAAGAAAAGUCUUCUUAAUGGCUCAUGGACUAACCUUUUUUUUCUGAGAUGGCAGAGACCAUGAUUGAGGGAAAUUCUUUCCGUGACCUAGAUUUUUGGCAAUUUGUUACAAAUAACUCUUGUCCCCCAAAAGAGACGGGGUCCUCGAGUCUUCUUAACGGGGAUAAGGUUUUAUCAUUAUUUCCCAUCCAGAAAGUAUGACCCUUCUCUCCUUUCGCCCCAGAAGAUCAUGUUAUAAAGUAUUCUGCUCUUCCUGCUUUUAGGUCUCAGUUCCAUCUUAGGCCAUGUCAUUGCUACUGAUUAUUACAACUUUAAAUUGGCUUUCCGGUUUGUAGAGCAUUAUUUGGUAUUGCCCCUAUUCACAUUAUGUAUUUAGAGAUUAAAUCACUUGCUUAGGAUGACUUGGUACAAGAAAUACCAGGAUCGUGAAGAUGGUGUUCGUUGAGGUCAAACCUUUACUUUCCCUACAGAGUCUUGCUGUUUUGCACAGGUAUGCAAUUGGAGAUAUUUGUGGGGGUUAAUGAAGAAAAACAAAGGAGUUGAGAGAACUAGAAGAAGACCUACAGUGAUCUGGGUCCUAACAGUGAUGGCUGUUCUUAGACCCUGUCUAUGACUUCUCCAACAGAAGUGUCUGGCUACCGAAAGGCCGAGUCUGGCUACAACCUUGGGAGCUCUACGUCUGCCUUUGUGUCAUUUUGUUCAUGUUUGUUCUUGGACUUUCACCUGUACCUGUGUCAAACUUCUUUGAAAAAGAAAGAUUUAUAAAUGCGAUAUUCAGAUAUUCUGCCAUUCUGGCAUCGAAACUUGAGCUCUCUUUCAUACCUAGAAAAAUGACUUUUCCAGGUACAUCCUCAAGUAUAUGGGUGUUACAGUUUCUCACCCAUCACCUAUGAUGAUAUUUGUUUCAUUAAACAUCAUCAUCAUCAUACUAUUUUAAAUCACAGGGAACUAUUUCAAAAUGACUAGUUCCUUUUAUCUAGUACCCAUCAGAAUUAUAUACUGUGGUCUCUUAAGAGGCAUAUUACACUAUUAGGUUAAAGGAAUAAAGUAACGAAGAAUUAAUAAAUGUAUUUUUGUCUUGCUAAGACCUAAAGGUUUAAUGAUUAACAGAGUAAUGUUAAUUCAUUAAAGUAAUUUUAGAAGAUCAUACAUGUGCUAAGCUUACAAGGUCUCUGAUGCACUUUUGUUCCCUGUGCUAUCCCAGAAAAGCUUUGAUUUAUAAGGCUUAGUUUUUUUAACGAGUCUUUAAGGAGAUGAAACAACUCCAAGGUCCUUAUGGAAUUUUGUAAAAUUUAUUUUCUCGAGCUCUUCCUCUUAGUCCAUCCUAAAAAGUCUUUGAACUUCUGAGCUUAUAUCUCUGUAUAUUCACCCAUAUGUUCUUUGUCCCAGAAAAUGUUGCCCUAUUUUAGGAUUACUUUCUAAAGAUCAAAAUUGUCAGGAUGAUCGGUGACAAAAAAGCAGCGGAGUGGCAGUGCCAGCCUUUCCUAGUUUUGAUAUUCCUGUGGUCUUUGUCUCUAGGUCAGUGUAAGUUCCUGCCAAGGUAUCAUUUUGCUAAGCCUAAAAUUCAGAGUGAUCAGUCUGAGUUUGCUGUUGGGACAUCUUGGGAAUAUGAAUGCCUUCCUGGGUAUAUCAAGAUGUCAUUCCUUAUCACCUGCCUAAAAACCUCCAAGUGGUCAGAUCCUCAGCGAUUGUGUCAACGUAAAUCAUGUGGGAGUCCUGGAGAACUCCUCCAUGGCUCUGUCCUCAUACCCACGGGUGUCCUGUUUGGGUCAACAAUUACAUAUUCUUGUGAUAAAGGAUAUCGACUCAUUGGUGAUUCAUCUGCUACAUGUAUUAUCUCAGACAAUAUUGUAACCUGGGAUAAGGACAUGCCUUUUUGUGAAUCUAUUCCUUGUGCACCACCCCCAGCCAUCUCCAAUGGGGAUUUUUACAGCAGCAGUAGAGAGAACUUUUACUAUGGAAUGGUGGUGACUUAUAAGUGCCACGUUGGACAGAAUGGAAAAAAGUUGUUUGACCUCGUGGGUGAGAAGUCCAUAUAUUGUACCAGCAAAGACAAUCGAGUUGGCAUCUGGAGUGGCCCUCCCCCUCAGUGUAUUACUUUAGUCAAGUGCCCAAUUCCAGAAGUCGAAAACGGAAUUAUAGAAUCUGGAUUUGGACGUUCAUUUUAUUUAAAUGAUACUGUGAUGUUUAGGUGUAAGCCUGGCUUUACCAUGAAAGGCAGCAACAUAGUAUGGUGCCAAGCAAACAGCAAAUGGAAUCCUCCACUGCCAAAGUGCUUUAAGGGGUGUCUACCACCUCCACCUAUCAACCAUGGUAGUUAUAACAUCUUGGAUAAGGAAUUCUUUCCAAUUGGACAGGAAGUGUCCUACAGCUGUGACCCCAGCUACACCCUCAUUGGAACUAACCCUAUUCAGUGUACAUCCUUGGGAACCUGGAGCCAUACAGCCCCUGAAUGUGAAGCAAAAUCAUGUGAUGCCAUUCCAAACCAACUUCUCAAUGGCCGUGUGGUGGUCCCCCCUAAUCUCAAGCUUGGGGCAGAGGUUUCGUUUGCUUGUGAUAAGGGGUACCGAUUAAAUGGCCAAUCUUCUAGUCAGUGUGUCUCAGAAGGAACGAGAGUACUCUGGAAUAAUAAGUUUCCUGUCUGUGAACGAAUUUCUUGUGACCCUCCUCCUCCUAUCAAAAAUGGUUGGAGUAGUUAUUCUUCUGGUCCCAUACCUCUUAACACUGUGAUACGGUACACUUGUUCUGGUAACUUCCGCCUCAUUGGAGAAAGAGUCAUUUUUUGUAUAAGUAAAGACCAAGUGAAGGCCAUCUGGGAUAAAGGUGCUCCUGUAUGUGAAUAUUAUAAUAAAAAUUCUUUUUGCUCCGAGCCCAUAGUACCAGGGGGAUACAGAGAUAAAACAUCUAGACCACCAUACAGACAUGGUGAUUCCGUGACAUUUACCUGUAAUACCAACUUCACCAUGAAAGGCAACAAAUCUGUUUGGUGCCAGGCAAAUAGAACCUGGGGGCCAACACCACUACCCAUCUGUGAGAGUGAUUUCCCGCAGGAGUGUACAUCGCUUCCCAAGAUCCCCAAUGGACAUCACACAGGGGAGAGUGUUGGCUCCUUUGCCCCAGGAUUGUCUGUGACUUACAGCUGUGAACCUGGUUACUUGCUUGUUGGAGAAAAGACCAUUAGGUGUCUGUCUUCAGGAAAGUGGAGCGCUGCUUUUCCCGGGUGUAAAGAGGCAGAGUGUGAACCUCCAGGACCGUUUCUCAAUGGAGAGAUAGAGGGCCCUCCAAGUCUUCGGGUUGGUGUAACUGUGAACUUUUACUGUAAUGAAGGGUAUUGGUUACAAGGCCAACCUUCUAGUCGGUGUGUAAUUGCUGGACAGCGUGCUUCUUGGACCAGGAUGCCAGUGUGCAAAGAAAUUCUUUGUGGGCCACCUCCUUCUAUUCUCAAUGGAAGGCAUACAGGCAACCCUUCAGGGAACAUCCCAUAUGGAAGCAUGAUCACUUAUGCUUGUGACCCAGACCCAGAGAAAGGAGUGAGCUUCAUCCUUACUGGGAAGAAAACCAUCCAUUGUACCGCCAAUAGUCAGAAGACUGGAGGAGUCUGGAGUGGCCCUGCCCCACGCUGUGAACUUUCUAGCUCUGCCAUUCAGUGUCCACCUCCCCAGAUCCCAAGAGGCCACAUAUCAUCUGGAUGGAAAGAGCAAUAUUCCUAUAAUGAGACCGUGGUAUUUGCUUGCACAUUUGGCUACACCAUGAAGGGCAGCAAGGUGACCCGAUGUAAUGGCCAAGGUGCAUGGGAGCCAUCGGUACCGGUCUGUGAAAAGGAGUGCCAAGCCCCUCCUAAAAUCCUCAAUGGGCAAAAGGAAGAUGGACACAUGGUCCGCUUUGACCCAGGAACAUCCAUAAAGUACCGCUGUGACCCUGGCUAUGUGCUAGUGGGAGAAAAAUCCAUACGUUGUACCUCUGAGGGGGUGUGGACACCCACCGCCCCCGAAUGCAAAGUGGCAGAGUGUGAACCUAUAGAAAAACAAGUCUUUAAGAGACCCCGGGAUCAGUUUAUUAGACCAGAUGUUAACUCUUCUUGCGAUGAAGGGUACCGGUUAGGUGGGAGUGUUUAUCAGUUGUGUCAAGGUGCGAUUCCUUGGUUUAUGGAACGUCGUCUUUGUGAAGAAAUCACCUGCCCGCCCCCUCCUGUGAUCUACAAUGGGAAACACACCGGGAGUUCCUCCAAAAAUGUUCCAUAUGGCACCACGGUCACCUACACAUGCAACCCUGGGCCAGAGAGCGGAGUGGAAUUCAUCCUCAUUGGAGAGAGCACCAUCCGUUGUAUAAGCAAUGACCAAGAGAGGGGCAUCUGGAGUGGCCCCGCCCCUGUCUGUAAACUCUCCCUCCCUGCUGUUCAGUGUCUACCUGCCCACGUGGCAAACGGAUACAAGAUAUCUGGCAAGGAAGCCCCAUAUUUCUACAAUGACAGUGUGACAUUCAAGUGUAAUAAGGGAUUUACUUUGAAGGGCAGCAGUCAGAUUCGCUGCAAAGCCAAUAACACCUGGGAUCCUGAAAUACCAGUCUGUGAAAAAGGCUGCCCGCCACCUUUUGGGCUCCAGCAUGGUCGGCAUACAGGUGGAAAUAGGGUCCUUUUUGUCUCUGGGAUGACUGUAGACUACACCUGUGACCCUGGCUACUUGCUGGUGGGAAACAAAUCCAUUCACUGUAUGCCUUCGGGAAAUUGGAGUCCUUCUGCCCCUCGGUGUGAAGAAGCACCGUGUCAACCUGUGAGAGAAGAUCUUCGAGAGCCUCCUGUUCACUCACACGUGGUACUGGUUAAUACGUCCUGUCAAGAGGGGUACCGACUGACUGGACAUGCUUAUCAGAAGUGUCAAGAUGCUGAGAAUAGGGUUUGGUUCCAAAAGAUUCCACUUUGUAAAGCUGUUCACUGCCCGCCUCCACCAGUGAUUGACCACGGAAGGCCCAGGGGUGUGAUGGCAGAACACUUCCUAUAUGGAAAUGAAGUCUCUUAUGAAUGUGACCAGGGAUUCUCCCUUCUGGGAGAGAAAAAUAUACGAUGCAUCAGUGAUUCUAAAGGACAUGGAUCUUGGAGUGGACCUACCCCCCAGUGCUUCAAAUCUCCUCCUGUGACCCACUGCCCUAACCCAGAAGUCAAACACGGAUAUAAGCUAAACAAAACUCGUUCUUCAUAUGCCCACAAUGACACAGUAUAUGUCGCCUGCAAUCCCGGCUUCAUCAUGAAUGGCAGUAACUUGAUUAGGUGUCAUACCAACAACCAGUGGGUGCCAGGUGUACCAACUUGUAUCAAAAUGGCUUUCUUAGGAUGUCAGCCUCCACUCGAUAUACCCAAUGGGAAUCACACUGGUGGAGAUAUGGCUCGAUUUUCUCCCGGGAUGUCAAUCCUGUACAGCUGUGACCAAGGCUACCUGCUGGUGGGAGAGGCAUUCCUCCUUUGCACACAUGAGGGAACCUGGAGCCAACCUGCCCCUUAUUGUAAAGAGGUGAACUGUAGCUCCCCAGAGUAUAUUAAUGGAAUCCAGAAGGGGCUGGAGCCUGGGAAAAUGUAUCAGUAUGGAGCUAUUGUCACUUUGGAGUGUGAGGAGGGGUAUACCCUGGAAGGCAGUCCACAGAGCCAGUGCCAGGAUGAUCACCGGUGGAACCCGCCCCUGGCUGUUUGCAAAUCGCCAGCCUCACUUGCUCCUCUUCUUUCUGGUCUUUCUGCAGGCUCAGUACUUCUUAUAUUCUUGAUUGGUGUCACCUUAUGCACGAUAUUAAAACACAGAGAACGGAAUUAUUAUACAAACAAAAGCCCUAUAGAAGGAGAUCUUCAUUUAGAAACACAGGAAGUCUAUUCUAUUGAUCCAUACAACCCGGCAAGCUAAUCGGAAGACAAACUGUGUGCCUUGUUUGGAUCCUACUGAACAUCAGUUGGGACGAAACGAUUUUAAUAUCAGCCAGUCUAUGAGUAUGGUCUCAACAUCAGUGAAAUGACUUCAUAAGCUAUGAUUUCCCAUAUGCACUUUCUCUCAAGCAGAACAAAGAAAGUUUGCUUGAUAAUAAAGAUGGGAUCCCAGUCUCACCGCCACACUCUCUUCAAGGACUUUUUUGACGCCUCCCCUGUGAUGUGCCUGGAGCCUGGCUAUGGCUACAAACAACAGAACUCCAUAAGUGUCGCCAUUUUAAUUAAGGAAGGCGCUAAAAAGCGCUGCCCUCCUAUCUCGACCCUUCUUUUGUAAUCAGCAUACUUACUGUCACCGUAUAUUUUUGGUUCUAGAGUGGUUUUAACUAUUUAAGCAAAGGAGAGAGGAUUUCAUGCAGUUAUGAUGGGCAUUCUUCUGUUGGGAAGUCUAAUUUUAUUUUAAUAGUAGCAUCUUGCUCUCAUAUGGUUAAACAUUUCACCUGUAUUUCCGCUUGUUUUGAGGGUUGUUGUUCUUUUUCCACAGUGUAUACUUUGCCUUUCCAUAAUCACUCAGUAAUUCCAAUUUGCACAUUUUUUUUUUCAUUAUAGGAGUCAAGUUUUCACUGUAAGGUUUUGGUGUACAAUUCAGGCUUUGGAUAUUUCCUUGGCAGUUUUGUCAAAGCUCUGUGUCCUUUAAUAAUGUGUACAGUGGUUACUCAAAUAAAUUUUAUCUUUUAACAAAAA
Molecule: messenger RNA, 6769 nt
Organism: Prionailurus viverrinus (fishing cat)
Lineage: Eukaryota; Metazoa; Chordata; Mammalia; Carnivora; Felidae
Gene: CR2
Product: complement C3d receptor 2
Exons: 26
Coding region: 1563-6008 (1481 amino acids)
Biological process (GO): negative regulation of complement activation, classical pathway
Source: RefSeq, a predicted model, not a curated record